AUCUGUUUUUGAAUCAUGUAUUUUGUCAGUGUCUCUCAUUGCUGUGGAUGGAACAGGGACGCGCUCGAGCAGGAAGUCUCACUCAACAAACUGCGCAUGUUCACUAAAGUCUCUCACUAUGUACGGAUGACACCGACGGCGAUCUAAACGAGCUGAAGGAGAGUGCGGGUUAUGGCAGAGACAGAGGUCACUGUGUCCGUGGAGGACAUGGUGGUGAUGAAGACUUCUGAGGAAGAGGAUGUUGAGCCUGAUGACCAAAGCAAAACUCAAGUCAUUUUGCAGCUGCAGCCCAUCACAGCUGGGCUUGGAGAAGAAAGCAGCGAGACAGAUGCUGGGAUUGUGGCAGUGGAUACACCAGAUGUGGCAUCCGCUGAAGCUGAAGAUUUAGAGCUAGGUUUUCCCAUCACAUGUGGGGAGAGUAAAGCCAUACUUUUGUUCAAGAAGUUCGUCUGUCCUGGGAUCAACGUCAAGUGUGUUAAGUUUGAGGAUCAGUUGAUAAGUCCCAAGCAGUUUGUGCACAUGUCUGGUAAAGCCACUUUGAAGGACUGGAAGCGAGCCAUCAGGAUGGGUGGGGUUAUGCUCAGGAGGAUGAUGGACUCAGGUCAGCUGGAUUUCUAUCAGCACAGCACACUGUGCACAAACACAUGCCGCAGCACCAAGUUUGACCUGUUGAUCAACAACACACGCUUCCCACCGGACGGUAGUGGGCUUAAUACACCCACCACUGCUCAGGGAAAUGUCUCUGUUGGUAAUGGAGGCCAGACAGCCGCAGCAGAGAAGACUGGUGAAGAAAUGAUGGGCACAGUGGAGUGGAGCACGACCUCUGUAGAAACCUCUCCGAAAAAAGACUCGCCUGACAUCUCAGAAGAGACGUUGAGUUUCUGGAGGGGUAUCGCUGAGGUUGGACUGAUGGGGGAAGUGGUGUCUAACAUCCGCUCAGAGCUCUUGGGUCUACUGAGAGGAGUUCAGCUAUGCAGUGAUCAGAGCUCACUACAAGAUGCAGAAAUUGCGGUUCUGAGCAACCUGGCUCAAGUCUUUGACCUGCUGGACUCCAUCAAACAAAUAGUGAAUGUUCGGCGACAGAUGACUGACCCAGAACAGACGCAGGUCCUCCGAACCCUGACCACAUUGGAGCAGCAGGUAGAAGAACAGAAGAGGCUACAAUCCCUCAGCUGGCUGUCUCAGUCUCAGGCCCUCAGCAGUCUGGUUUUCCCCUCCACCCCUCCGGCUAAACGCGCUCCCAAACGGCCCCGCCUCCAGCGGCCCGCCUCCACGACGGUCCUCAGCACUUCUGUAGCCCAGCCUCUCACUAUUCAGCCCCAACAGUUCACCGUUCUCUCCCCUAUCACCCUCUCGUCCUUAGGCCAGUCGUUCGCCAUGGCCGGUCUCUCGCAACCGUCCAAUACACUGACCCUUCACACUCUUCCCCCAGGCUCGCAGUUAUUUACGCGACUCGCCGCGGUUCCCGACGGAAAAACGACAGAGGCCUUCACCUUUCAUCCCGCAUCCGGGCUCACGCUGCUAGGCACGGCAGCCGUGCAAGACCACGGACAGCUAGGGGCGGUAAUGAGCCCGAUGGAGCUGGUGCAGUUGACGCAAAAGGAAACCGCUGCAGGUGUUGCCCAGGACGGUCAGAUGGUAGCGGGCACAGUGGUGAUGCAAGACGGCGUUGUCAGGGUCGUCCAAGAGGACGAAAACCAGAGUGACACCACACUGAUCGAGAUCGACCCGGCGGGCGACGACCACGGCGUCAGCGUCAUGGAACUGCAUCUGGAGGGAGGCGCCACAGGAGGAGACGGAGAAACCGUGGUGCACGGCGGGGAGGAGGUGGUGCGAGGCGACGUGGAAGAGGAGACGGGGGAGAUCCAGCUGGAGGCCAACGGUCACUUUCACAAUCUGCCCGUUGUAGUGGUGAAGGAAGAGACACAGGACGCCGGCGAAGCCAAAUGAGACACAAACCACCCUCAGAGACUGACAAACGGAGUCAGACAGGGAAGGGGAUUGUGCCGCCACAGGUGGAGAGUGUGUGUUUGCCGCACCAGCUGUCUUGUUUUUCAUUACUGGCUUCCUGCACAGCCAAGCCUGACGUGUCGCGUAUUUGUAAAGCAACUUCAGUAUUUUUUUUACGAAACAAGUUGUGACUUUUGUAGGAACAGAGUCAGUAUUUGCGUUUGCAUUUGGAUGUUUAGUUUGGGCACUUCUUUUUUAUUUUCAUUUGGUUCGGUGCCAAAAUGUAACACAGUAGCCGUGGCCAGAUUGGUGCAGUAUUGGACGGUGGAUGGCAGUACACUGCUAUUUGAGACACUCCCGCAGUCAGAGUUUACACUGUCUGUCUGUGUACUUUCUGAUGUAGAGAUCAGGGUCAAUGGCACUGAAAUUAAGUUGUAUAUUAGCACAUAUGAUGAAGGGGUCCUGCAUGUCCUUCACUGAAAAUAAACAGAGCUUCCUUCACCUUGUACACGACACCUGUACGUGAAGGAUUGAUGUGUGAUAUCUGUUACGGUGUUUGGACGAACUGUUUAGUGACUAACAAUGCCUUGAUAUUAUUUAAGAUAAUAAUCUGUUUUAAGUCAAAGUAAUUGCUAAAAAAAUGAUUUCUAUUGAGGUUUAUAAAUACACAGUGUAUAAAUACGUUGAAUUCUGUAAAAUCAGUUAACUUAUUACAUUUCAAAGAAUGGUUUAUUCAAAAAAGUAAUGACUUUCAUCAUUUAUUCACACUCUUUCAUGUCUUACCUGUGUGACUUUAUUCUGACAUAUGAGAUGUUUUGAAGAAUGCUCACAAAAUCAUAUACCUGAGUGACCAAAUGAAGCCACGUGAGAGCUUUGGGGUAGACUGACGUACAGUAUAGGCAGCUCAUUGGCUCUUCUGCACAGGUCACGUCACAUCUCUCCAGGCCAUACACAGAUGUGAGAGCUACUAAACAGUUAAGAUGUUUGUUUAGGUUGUUAUAUUAAGAUGCAUUUUGGUUAUUUUAUAAAGCUUAACAGCUUUCUUACUCAUUUACGUUCAUUGUUUGGAAAAUAACUACGUGACAGUGAAUAAAUGAUGACAGAAGUGUCAUUUUUUGGAGAACAAA
Messenger RNA from Misgurnus anguillicaudatus (oriental weatherfish), 3077 nucleotides. RefSeq names its product glucocorticoid modulatory element binding protein 1 (gene gmeb1). Lineage: Eukaryota; Metazoa; Chordata; Actinopteri; Cypriniformes; Cobitidae. Gene Ontology annotation, molecular function: RNA polymerase II cis-regulatory region sequence-specific DNA binding. Gene Ontology annotation, biological process: regulation of transcription by RNA polymerase II. The record is from RefSeq and is a predicted model, not a curated record. Gene Ontology annotation, cellular component: nucleus.